CGGCCCAGCCCUGCCCGCCCCUGCCCGGCCCAGCCCGCCGCCCCGGGAGCAUGAAGGACCGCACGCAGGAGCUCCGCACGGCCAAGGACAGCGACGAUGAUGACGAGGUCACAGUCAGCGUGGACAGAGACCGCUUCAUGGAUGAGUUCUUUGAGCAGGUGGAGGAGAUCCGGGGCUUCAUUGACAAGAUCUCAGAGAACGUGGAGGAAGUGAAACGCAAACACAGCGCCAUCCUGGCCUCCCCGAACCCCGACGAGAAGACCAAGGAAGAGCUGGAGGAGCUCAUGGCAGACAUCAAAAAGACAGCCAACAAAGUGCGGUCCAAGCUGAAGAGUAUCGAGCAGAGCAUCGAGCAGGAGGAGGGACUAAACCGAUCGUCUGCCGAUCUGAGAAUCAGGAAAACACAGCACUCCACCCUGUCCCGCAAGUUCGUGGAGGUGAUGUCAGAAUACAACGCCACCCAGUCCGACUACCGCGAGCGCUGCAAGGGUCGCAUCCAGAGGCAGCUGGAGAUCACCGGCAGGACCACCACCAGCGAGGAGCUGGAGGACAUGUUGGAGAGUGGGAACCCCGCCAUCUUUGCCUCGGGGAUCAUCAUGGACUCCAACAUCACCAAGCAGGCGUUGAGUGAGAUCGAGACCCGGCACAGCGAGAUCAUCAAGCUGGAGACCAGCAUCCGGGAACUCCAUGAUAUGUUCAUGGAUAUGGCCAUGCUAGUGGAGAGCCAGGGGGAGAUGAUCGACCGCAUCGAGUACAACGUGGAACAUUCCGUGGACUACGUGGAACGCGCCGUGUCCGACACCAAGAAAGCCGUCAAGUACCAGAGCAAAGCCCGGCAGAAGAAGAUCAUGAUCAUCGUCUGCUGCGUGGUGCUGGGCGUCAUCAUCGCCUCCACGUUUGGUGGCAUCUUCAGCUAGCUCUCUCUGCCCACCAUCCGGAGCCGCCCUCCCUGCCAUCCUCGCCCCUGGACUCGGAGCCCCAAGCUGCUCUCUCCCGUCCCCACCGCCCCCUGGGCCCGGCCCGGCCCAGCCAGGCCGUGUUGUGUGCAUGACCCCGUGGUGUCACUAUGUGUAUCUGUAUGAUGGGGGUGGCUGUGGCGGUGAGGGGGGAGGAGCCCCCAGGGAACCGGGCAGGCCGGUGGGCAGGGAGGGCAGGAUAGCCGCCCUUCCCACCCCACGCCUUCAAGCACGCGGGCAAGCUGGGCCAGCCCUCGUGUGGCCGUGGUGGUGCCUCCCCUCGCCCAGCCCGGACUCCCUCCGUUCCCCACCUCGGGGGGCUGCCAGCUUGGAGCCCCUCCUCACGGGGAGGAUCCCGGUCCCCAUCCCCUGCCUCGCCCCACCCCUCCAGGGUCCAGUCCUCCCCCAUCCCCUUUCCGGCUCCUUCCCCGUGCGUGGCCUCCAGGCCCCAUCCCGGUGGUCGGGGUGAGGGCACUGAGUAGCCUGCAGCAGCCUCAGACCCGGGGGACCCCCUCCUUUCUGCUCCCCACCCCCCAACAGGGCGGCACAGUGGGGGAGGAGGGGGACCAGGGAAAGGCUGCAGAGGCAGGGUGGGUCAGAGGCCUAGAAUAGCUCAUCACUGCCAAGCCCAGGUCGGGCCAACCCGAUCCCCCCCUGCAAGUCUCAGUGAGGCACCAUUCCCCAUCUUGGGCUUGUGCCCAAGUGGCUGGCAGGGUGGGGGCUAGACAGGGUCCCCGCCGCCAGCCUCAGAGGAGAGUGGGACCCCAGCCCCCGCCCCCCACUUGUGCCCAGGACCCUCCUCGGAUGUUGCAUGUGCGGGCUGCUGCCCGGCCCUCCCCGGACCACGUCUCCCUUCUGUCCCUGUCAUCGAGGUGCCAUGCAUGUAGGGGGGAGUGGGAGGAGACGGGGGAGUCACUGACACAGUAUUCAGUAAAGGGGUAGCCUCGCCCUCCAACCGCACUGGGGCUUUGGUUCAUCUGCCCAGCCCUUCCCCCACUCUCCUCGCAGCAGGCGUGUGCGUGCGUGCGUGUCCGUGCUCCGUCCCGCUUCCGAGCCUCCGCGACAGCCCAGUGACUGUGACAACUGUCCGUGUUGCCUUCUUUCUACGCCCCCCCGCCCCCUCCACCCCCUCACCAAAGCUCACGGUGCAAUCAGCCAGCCAUUUUGUGAAAUUUUUAUGUAGAAUAAACAUUUGUAUCCAUCCCGG
Molecule: messenger RNA, 2163 nt
Organism: Tachyglossus aculeatus (Australian echidna)
Lineage: Eukaryota; Metazoa; Chordata; Mammalia; Monotremata; Tachyglossidae
Gene: STX1A
Product: syntaxin 1A
Exons: 10
Coding region: 51-917 (288 amino acids)
Biological process (GO): exocytosis; synaptic vesicle fusion to presynaptic active zone membrane; intracellular protein transport
Cellular component (GO): plasma membrane; endomembrane system; synaptic vesicle
Molecular function (GO): SNAP receptor activity; SNARE binding
Source: RefSeq, a predicted model, not a curated record